Molecule: messenger RNA, 5563 nt
Organism: Carassius auratus (goldfish)
Lineage: Eukaryota; Metazoa; Chordata; Actinopteri; Cypriniformes; Cyprinidae
Product: la-related protein 4-like
Exons: 17
Coding region: 511-2862 (783 amino acids)
Biological process (GO): positive regulation of translation
Cellular component (GO): cytosol; cytoplasmic stress granule
Molecular function (GO): mRNA 3'-UTR binding
Source: RefSeq, a predicted model, not a curated record
AACCGGAAGCGGAGCAGAUCAGCUUCAGAGGGUAUCAAGAGGUCGCUGAGGAGUGUGGGACGGUGGCGGACUGUAUUAAUGUCUGCCUACUCAUUGGUAAGGUGCGUGUCCCCUGUGUCCGCUUCGGUCGCCUGUUUAGGAAUGCACCCUAUGGCAUUGGAGCUGGUGUAGAUCGCGAGGAAGUCGCGUUAGGGACGAAUUCGCUGUUUUCGGCGCUUGCGCUGUCAUUUUCAACCAUCGGUUGACAAACGUCGGAGCUUGCGCCGUAUUUGUCGAUGCAUUGAUAGCUAGCCAGCUAGUUAGCAGGAGAACUAGUCCAUUCGGUGACUGGCCAGCCAGCUCGCAUUCUGAGCUUUUAUAACCGAGCACUCAAGUUCAGGUUCUUGAACCGGACUACCUACUGUUAGUACACUGGUGUAUUAGCAAACCAACGUUACUCAAUCAGCAAAAAGCGUGACUCGAGGGGGGCAGGGAGAGCACGACGGAGGCGCGGUGAGCCAGGAGCGGCCGAUGAGUUCAGACCAGGGCGGAGAGCCGCAGCUGCAGGAGGAGGCUGAGCCGGGACCCAAACCCCGUGGGGAGGACGAGAUCACACCCGGGACCGGGGGAGACUCAGGCGUCAUGGUCACCGCUAAAGGAGCUGGUCUGAACCCUAAUGCCAAGGUGUGGCAGGAGAUCCCUGCAACACAAAGUGAAGCUCCUGUGGAUGGCACCGUCGCCUCCCCCUGGUCCCAGAACAAUACGGCUGAAGGUAAACCGUACACCCCUGGCUUCUUCACUCCUGAGGACAACUGCCCCUCUGGUACUGUAGUUGGUGUGGUGAACGGUAUGGACCCCCCUGACCAAAGCUUCCCGGUUUCUGAGCACACUACAGCAACUAAUGUGGAGUCCAAGCUCCCUGAGGAACAGCCUGUCUCUGAAGAGACUUUGCGUGAGUCUCUCAAAAAAGAAUUGGAGUUCUGUUUCUCCAGGGAGAACUUAUCUAAAGAUCUAUAUUUAAUAUCUCAAAUGGACAGUGACCAGUUUGUCCCUAUUUGGACUAUUGCCAGCAUGGAAGGAAUCAAGGUCCUAACAACCAAUACGGAUCUCAUCUUGGAUGUCCUCAGAUCAUCUCCUAUGGUCCAAGUUGACGAAAAAGGUGAAAAAGUGCGGCCAAAUCACAAGCGAUGCAUCAUCAUUCUGCGAGAAGUCCCUGAAACAACACCUGUUGAGGAAGUGGAAACCUUGUUCAAGAAUGACAACUGUCCCAAGGUAAUAAGUGUGGAGUUUGCACACAACAACAACUGGUACAUUACAUUCCAAUCGGAUACAGACGCUCAACAGGCAUACAAAUAUUUAAGGGAAGAAGUGAAGACAUUUCAGGGAAAACCAAUCAUGGCCAGAAUAAAAGCCAUCAACACUUUCUUUGCGAAGAAUGGUUACCGCAGUCUGGACUGCAGUGUAUAUCCUCAGCAAUCUCACACUCAGUCCCAGUACAGCUCCCCUCUCUUCAUGCAGCCCGUUUACAGCCCCCAGCAGCAGUACCCACUCUAUGGCAUAGUACCUCCUACCUGGACGGCUUCUCCUACUCCAUACUUUGAGACUCCCCUUGCACCUUUUCCCAACAGUGGUUUCGUCAAUGGAUUUAGCUCAGCUGGACACUACAAAACUGGCUCAAAUUCUCUCAACCUUAACCGUCCCUUUAGCAGGAACCGUGUUCCACUCUAUUCAAGAAAGAAUGUAAUAAAUGCUUUCAGGAAUCAUGUGAAGCCUCAGACGAGAGCUAAUGAUGGUCUUUCUUCCACUGUGUCCCCGGUGGCUCUUGUGGAUGGACUGUCUGGUUUGCACAGUCCUCAGCCUCCCUCCAGCGCCGGGCCAGUGCUGUCAUCCACUGAGCUCAACUCAUCUUUUCCACACCUAGCUUCCAAUGAUCCGAAUGAUGAUGGUACCAUGGUGGGACAUGGAAGGAGAACGACGUACAGAGGCACUCGAAGGCGGCGAGAGGAUGAUCGCACAACAAGACCAGUUCCCCUGUCUCAAGUCAGGGUACCACCCCCCAAGUUUGACCUGGCUGCCUCCAACUUCCCUCCGCUGCCGGGCUGCUCUGCCAGUCCACCCGGGGAGCCUGUGCUGGAGAACCGCCUUUCUGAUGUUGUACGGGGCCUGAAUAGGGAAAAGCAACAGGAUUCAAACAAAGAGCCUGCUGUGAGUCCCGCAGCCCCAGCUUCAGAGGAGACCGUCUCCAGGCCCACCCAGCCUGUAGCCAAGAUGACUGCUCACAUCCCUGAUCCUGUGACCUCCAGCUCCAACCACCUGGAGAUGAAACCGGAGAAGGUGGAGCCUCCGGUCUAUAAAGAGACGUCUGUGACCUCUGCCCCUGUAACAGCCGUGCCACCCAACCCUGUCCCAACAGCAUCUGGUCCAAAGCCUCAGGCCACCUCGGCCACGCCUGCAGCCCCCCAAUCUAACACUGCCCCCUCCAGUACCCCCGCGCUGGAACCUCGUAAACUCAGUUACGCCGAAGUAUGCCAGCGACCACCUAAGGAUCCCCCUCCUCCAGCAUCCACUUCCAGCCUCAGCAAUGCCAGCACGCAGCCUCUGAGAGAGCUGCGCGUCAACAAGGAGGAGGAGCAGCCCUCCAGCCCUGCAAACAAACAGGAGCGCCCUCAGGAAUCAGGGGGAAACUGCAAGGCCAGGGAGGGCCGACCGGCCCGUGACUCCCAGGGCUUUUCUCGCAGCAAUGGACCCCCCAGAACCAAUACAGGGGGGUUCAAGCUACGGGAGCAGCAGAGACGCCCUCCUUUCGGCCAUCGCAGUUCCCCCCAGGGAGGUUCCAGACACACUGGAAAAGAGCAGAACAUCCCCCCCAUAUCGCCAAAGUAAAGACUCUAAACAGAAUCCUUAAUGUAUGAAUAUUUACACACGCAUAUAUAAGAAGAAUAUGUAAAUAUAUAAAUAAAUAUAAGCACAUAUAUAUAUAUAUAUAUAUAUAUAUAUAUAUAUAUAUAUAUAUAUAUAUAUAAAAAAAUGUGUCUAUAAGAUAUUAAAUAUGAUAUCAAAUUUAAAAUGGUAUUCACCUCUCCUGCCUGGAGCACUUCCAGAGGAAACGUCUCAUGAAGUGACAAUGCACAGACUCGGGUAUCCAGGCAAAACGGGCAUCAGAAAUUGGAACAAGUUGUUGCUUGCUGAAGGACGCCAUUGCAUAGGAAAAAAAAAAAAAAACAUUUUAUGCUUCUAACUUGACAAUGUCCCUUCAGAAUGUAAAUCCAUGGUGAUUUUUUUUUCUUUCUUCUUCUUGAAAGGAGGGGGGGCCUCUCUUAGUUUUGGAGAGGUGAAAUGAGAGGUCUGGUGGCCCUGAUGGUGGUCUGCAAAGAUCAUAUGCACUAAGAAAAGGAACAUGCAUAAAUGAUGUCAUUAACCUAUACAAAAAUAUCACUUUGACAUGCAAUGAUUCAUCUUUUUCUUUUCUUUUGUUUUCGGUUGCUUCAUUCGCAAUCACGGGACACUGGGCGCUCGACCCCUGCGGUGGUUUGACCAUGUAAAUGAACCUUCGUGUGGAAGGAUGUGGUUUGCUUUAGAGUCAGUUCCUCUGGGAUUUAGAUCCUGUGUAGAAUAUGCCAUGCGUGCUUGAGUGAGUAAUUUUGCAAGUAUCUUUAGGGCUGACAGUGCGAUUUGGUCUGGAGUUAUGCUUUAGUUUGUGUGACAUACUGUAGUGAUUAAUUCUGGAACGGGCGCUCAGAUUAACUUAUGAUCAACUUUGGAGCCUUGUUAUCGAUUCAGAUAUAUAGCCUACUAUCACUUCAAGAAGUCAAAGCCUGCCAAUUAUGAUGCUGUUAUGUCACUGAUUUGCUAAUGGGUGAUUUGUUUCUUUUUUUCUUUUUAUUUUAUGUGUGAUUUGUCAUUGUUUUUGUAGCUAGUUUGAGUAACCAACAGCCUGUGAAUGAUAAUGCUUAACAGUCUGGUACAUAGGCACUCUUGAACGUUGUGUCAUCUCAGAUUUGUGCUCUUUGUUUUUUGUGCAUUCUCCUUCCUGGACCGCUCAAAUGUCCACUCAAAUAUCCCGAAAAUCAGUCAGGUUCUUGACUAUGUUUACAACAAGAUUGUGGUGGUGGAUUGGGAUAUUGCAAGACUGAGUCAAGAAUCAUGUUCGUUAUGUGGAUUGGUUCUUAUUUAGAGGUUUUCUUAUGUUAAUAAUCAGUACAUUCAGAGUUGAGUGAUUGUAUGUAGCUGUUGGUCAUCAUGAUAUAGCUCAAGCUGCUCUGAGGUUUAGUUUCUAUCCAUUACUGUUGAAAUGAUCACUGUUAUAUCCAAGCAAUUGUUUCUAAAUGAAGGCACAUUCAGCUUGUCUGUUUGUGUUUCAGUGGAAGAAAGCAACGGAAUCUCCAGUGCUGAAUUGAUGAUUUAUGUGGAAAUGUAAUGCCCAGAGUGGGUUUUCUGGCUCAGGGUUGACGUUUCAUCUCAUUCCUGUCAUUUACAGCAUCCAUACUAGUUUCAUAUAUAUUUAUAUAUAUAUAUGUAUGAACAUCCAAUUCGGUAAUGCUUAAAAGGCACAGUCAUUUCAUGCAGUUUUAUAGUUUGAAGGAGUUGAGAUUCAAAGGAGAAUCAAAUGUUAUAUACUUGAUUUCCCCGAUUAUGUCCUCCAUGAAUUGUAACACAAACCCCAUAUUUAAACAAAUACAUUUCUUCCUCCCUAGAAUGAACAUUUUGACUGUUGGAUAAAUGUCAAUAUCUGUUAAAAUCCUCGUUAUGAUUGCUGCAAGGUUUCUUAUAGCUUUGCCAAGGUAAUGUGAGUGUUGUCAUUGCUAUGCCAAUGUCAGCGUGUGUGUUUUUUUUUUUUUUUUGUGAUUUGGGUGGCAUGUGUUUGGGUAAUUAGAAAUUGACCGAUGCAUUGGUAGAUGGUACUUGAUAGUGACUGAGAGGAAAAUGAAUAACAGGGGUGCGUUCACUACAAAAUAUUGCUGUGGUGAAUUGGUGCUGUUAUUUGAAUGUUUAAUCAGGAGGAUACAGUAUUGCUGUUCAAUUCAUUGUAAAGUAUUGCUUUUAAAAAAAAUAUUUUUAACUUAUUUUAAUUCUGCUGUCCAUCUCCAAUACAGUCCCCUGUUCCUUGUAAGUUUAUCAUGACUUAUGUACAGAAAGACAUUGGGAGAGCAUCACAGAUUUAACUUUUUUUUUUUUUUUGAGAUUUCAGCAGAGAAAAAAUACUUGAUGCAUUUACUAGAGGCUUGGUAAUGCAGUACAUAACAAAUCACUGGGGCUUUUUUUUCUUUCUUGUUUUCAUUAAUGAAUAUGAGCAGCUAGUGGUUUAGGAUAAUGAAAUGCACUAACUUGUUAAAAAAUCUUAUUGUCAUGUAAUGUGAAAUUAUACUAGGAGCAUAAGGUAAUGAUAUUGAUGUUGACAGGCUUGCAGAAAUCUACAGAAAAUAGCAAAUUUCUCUUUAAUGUUUGGGUUAUUACUGUUAAUUGAUUUGGGGUUGGUGUGGCAAAGGGAAGAAUUAUAUAACAAUGGAUUGAAGUGAGACACUAAAUUCUAGCUGUCUGCAUAAAAUGUCACAAAAAGAAAAUAAAUUAUUUUGUUUUGGCCUUA